Pogoniulus pusillus (Red-fronted tinkerbird) is the source of this 1905-nucleotide messenger RNA. It is a transcript of the gene RMDN1, whose product is annotated as regulator of microtubule dynamics 1. The transcript is spliced from 10 exons. Lineage: Eukaryota; Metazoa; Chordata; Aves; Piciformes; Lybiidae. Gene Ontology annotation, molecular function: microtubule binding. The record is from RefSeq and is a predicted model, not a curated record. Gene Ontology annotation, cellular component: spindle microtubule; mitochondrion; cytoplasm. Bases 194 to 1174 code for a protein of 326 amino acids.
GCAGCCAGCGCAUGCGCAGAGUGGCCGCGUCCCUAACAGCUGCCCCAAUACACGGCUGAGGCCGGCGGCCGGGCGGCGAUCGAGGCGUGGCUCGGGUGCCGCGGUCGCGCAAUGGCCGGCACCGAGAGCGGCAGCGGGCGGAUGGCAGGCGGAACGGCUGGCUGUUGUUCCUGUUUCCCCGCCUCGCCCGGGCAUGGCUGGGGGCUGGACUGGCUCCUGCGCUGGCGUGGGGCGGUGCUCGCUGAAGGUGGCUGCUGUCAUGGCGGCGCGGGUGUUGGCGAGGCCUUUCCGCCGAGGCGCUGCCUACCUGGGGAGGCCACUGCGGAGGGAGACAGGAAGCAGUUCGCGGUGCUGGCGGGAGCUCGGUGGGAGCUCGGUGCUUAGGAAAAGCCUCCAGGGGGGAAUUGCCCUUUCAACGGGGUCUUUUUUAGCUUAUGAAGCUCACAGGCUGAUUUCUGGACUGGCCGAAGUUCAUGCAAGUUUCAAAGUGGAAGAGGUUAUAGAACAAGCAGACUACCUGUAUGGGAGUGGAGAAACUGAAAAGCUGUAUCAGGUUCUGGUUCAGCAUAAAAAUAGUGACGAUGCAGAACUGCUGUGGCGGCUGGCACGGGCAUCACGGGACCUGGCCCAGCUCAGUAGUACCUCUGCAGAGGAGAAAAGAAAACUGACCUAUGAAGCCUUUGAGUAUGCAAAAAAGGCCCUUGAAAAAAAUGAAUCAAAUUCUGCAGCACACAAGUGGUAUGGAAUUUGCCUCAGUGAUGUUGGAGAUUUUGAAGGAAUCAAGACUAAAAUUGGAAAUGCCAUUAUAAUCAAAGAGCACUUCCAGAGAGCCAUUGAACUGAACCCUAAAGAUGCAACAACAAUCCAUCUUAUAGGCAUCUGGUGUUACUCCUUUGCUGAUAUGCCAUGGUACCAAAGAAAAAUAGCUGCAACACUAUUUGCCACACCACCAACCUCCACAUUUCAAGAGGCUCUUCGUUACUUCCAUCUGGCAGAGGAAGCUGACCCAAACUUCUAUAGCAAAAAUUUGCUCUUUCUGGGGAAGACAUACUUAAAGUUAAACAAUAAAAAGUUGGCUCUGCUGUGGUUAACCAAAGCAAAGGAUUAUCCUGCACACACAGAAGAGGACAAACAGGUACAGAAAGAAGCUUUGGAAUUGCUUAAUUCCAUAUAACAAGAAACAAGGUAAAGGAAACUCAGUGCUUCAGGGUUGAGCAGCACAGGAAGAAGACCUUGAAGUUCUUUGGUUUAUGAAAGCCAUUAAUGAAAGUGCAAUGUAAACCUGCUCUGUCUGUCAUUUCAACUGUCAGAAGAUCUGUUUCAUUGUCUGAUCCUUUCUGUUGAUUACAAGGGAAUGAAGGGUAUCAGGGAAAAGCAGGGAAGGUGGAGGGAAGGGCUUGUGCACGGAUGGUGGAUGCACAGGGUUUUUCUAAGUCUUCUAACAGUAUUCUGCUCCCACUUCAAUCUGAGGAACAGUAAGAAAUAUGACUAGCAGAAGCUUGAAAGAAAAGAGGUAGAGGGCCAUGGAAUAACCAUAAACUUGUUUUUUAGAGACUUCUCUUUCUAGGAAGUUCAAAGGCCUACAGGAGUAUCUGUUCACAUCAUUAGAUGGUCCUACAGCUUUCUCUUUAAAGCUGUUAAAGCAGUCUUCCUUACAUUACACUGCAGUGCCAGUGUUUGACUGCAAAAGGUGCUGGGGUUUAAAAAACAAGUGAAAUAGGGAACAUCUAAGAAAAUCCUCUUAGGAGUGACACUGGUAUGUGCAGCACGAAACUCUGAAGACCUAAAACAAAACUUCCUUGUUCUUAUGCUUUUCCCCUUGCUUAUUAACCCUUAGACAGGAGAAACUAUUGCAAUUAUGUCAGCUGCAAUUAUUAGAACAAUAAAGCAACUACAUUGGUGUGA